AUUUUAAUUUAUGAAUUAGCCUUAUCUUCAUCCAGCAAAUCAAAUAAUUUAAGAUUAAGCACCAAAGGAAACCCUUUAUAUAACUGGAUUGAAUGAUAAGAUUAAAUUAGAGGAUAUGAAAUUUGUUUUAUAUAUACUUUUUUCAUAAUUUGGAGAGGUCCUGUAAAUGGUUAUGAAAAAAACAUAAAAAUUAAGAGGUUAAGCAUUUAUAGUAUUUUAAAAUAUUACAUAUGCUACUAAUGCUAAAGCAGCAUUAUCAGGUAUGAUUGUUUAUGAUAAACCAUUGGUAUCAAUUACUAAUAUUUUAGAUUAUUGAAUUUGCCUAUAAGAAGAGUGUUAUUUUUGAUAGAAUUGAAGGCAAAUUCUACUAUAAAUAAAAAUAACAUAAAGAAUUGUAACCGAAUUUACCUAAUGAGUUAAUGAAGGAAAAAAAAUAAAAAAAAUUUGAAGACAAAAUACAAAAUAAUAGCAAUUUAAAUUAGGGAGAAAUCAAUAAUGUUUUAUUGAUAGAAUCAUUGCCACCAUUUGUUACAGAAAUCAUGUUAUCAGAGUUAUUUAGGUAAUACCCUGGUUAUUCACUCAUUAAGUUGAUACCUGCUAGAGGCUUGGCAUUUGUUGAAUACUAGAAUGAUGAUUAAGCGACAGUUGCAUUAAAGGGCUUAAGCAACUUUAAAAUCACUCCUGAAUGUCAAUUAAAAGUUAAAUAUGCUAAAAAGUGAAGAG
Molecule: messenger RNA, 723 nt
Organism: Paramecium sonneborni
Lineage: Eukaryota; Ciliophora; Oligohymenophorea; Peniculida; Parameciidae
Source: the annotation of a GenBank genome assembly